GUCAUCUCAAACGGCCUCAGCAACGGAGCUGCAUUUUCGACACCGCCGGCCAACGUUUUGUCUUAUGUGAACCCAGCAGUAAUUAGUAGUAAUAACUGGCUUUGAUAAGAAACUACUUUGAUUAAAUAGACAAAGAAAAACAAGUAAACACUUCGACAGGGAGUUUUUCCAGAGACCAUAGAGAAAGAAUCUAGAGGAGAGGGGGGAAGGAGAAAAAAACGUGAAGGGUUGGAGCAGUUGAGGGCUUCAGAUGAGCCCCAGUGGUACCCCGCCAAGUCACGUCGUCGUGGUAGAGCCGGCCCGUGCCAAGCUGGGCUGUACCCUGACCAGCUGUUUGUGUGGUCACUCAGAGGUAAACAACAGUCGGAACAACCACAAAAACAGACUCUCUGGGAGGCUGAACAGGAUGCUGACUAUAGCAUUUAGAAGGUGGACCAGUAAAACAAAGAAGUCAAAAGAGCAAGCACGACAGCCAAUAGGAGGGAGUGACAGCUCAUCAUGUGACACGUCAUCGACCAAUGGGCAUCAGCAGCGGCAACACAUCAAAUCACCGGCCAGUCGGACCGUGUCGACGGGCACGACCACAAACUGCAAGAGGGGUUCCACUCCUCCAUCAUCCUCCCCAUCUCAGCCGCUGUCUUCGUCGUUACCGUCGACCAGUUCGGACUAUUUGCAGAAGCGGCCCUCCGAGGUAUCGUCCAGCCCAAAAGACAUGAAUCCGGCACAGCAGCAAGCGGAAACAACGACGUCGACGACGACGGCCCCCAAAAAGAAGCAGAGGGCGGACUUUAAGUUCGGCAAGAUUUUGGGAGAGGGCUCAUACUCCGAGGUCGUCCUUGCCACUGAAAUCGCCACGGGCAACCAGUAUGCAAUCAAAGUCUUGGUGAAGCGGCAUAUAUUUCGGGAGAAGAAAGAGAAGUACGUAAUGCGAGAGAGAGAAGUCCUGAGCAAACUGGACCAUCCGUUCUUUGUCAAGUUGUAUUUUACAUUUCAAGAUAAAGACAAGCUCUAUUUCGGUCUGAGCCUCGCUAAGAAAGGAGAGCUUCUACCCUACAUACAGAAGCUCGGCUCGUUUGAUGAAAACGCAACAAGGUUUUACGCUGCUGAGGUUGUACUAGCCCUGGAGUAUCUACACAAUAUGGGCAUUAUACAUAGAGAUUUGAAACCAGAAAACAUCCUGUUGAAUGAGGAUAUGCAUAUACAGAUAACGGACUUUGGAACGGUCAAGAUCCUUGAUGAAAAUGCAAAGGAAGUCCGGGCAAAUUCCUUUGUUGGUACAGCUCAGUAUGUGUCACCGGAAUUACUAACAGAGAAAUCGGCAAUGAAAAGUUCUGACCUGUGGGCUCUCGGAUGUCUUAUAUAUCAACUUCUAGCUGGAUUGCCACCCUUCAGAGCAAGUAACGAGUACAUGAUAUUCCAGAAGAUCAUCAAGCUAGAGUACGAAUUCCCUGAAGGAUUCCCAGAAAGAGCUAAGGACCUUGUCUCAAGACUACUGGUGUUAGACCCAUUAAAGAGAAUAGGAUGCGAGGAUUGCGGAGGCUUUCCUGAGUUGAAGGCACAUCCAUUCUUUGAAGGAACCAAAUGGGAUAACAUUUGCAAUGAGACGCCUCCUGCCCUCAAACCCUGCAUGGUGGUCGAUGGUGAAGAGAUACACAGCGAUUUCUAUAUUGACGAAUUCGAUCUGACGCCCCUCAACAAGUUCCUGAGCAAGAUCCAACCGGAGGAGAACAACAGGCAACGGGACCUGAACAAGCCCAAAUACGUCAUUCAAUUCACCAAGGAGGAACGGGCAGCCAGGCUGGAGAAGCAACGAAGGGAGAACAAGUGGCACCGGUUUGUAGAGGGUAACCUGGUACUCAAGAUGGGAUUGAUCGACAAGAGGAGGGGUCUGUUUGCAAGGAGGCGGCAGUUUCUACUAACAGAAGGACCUCAUUUGUACUACAUUGAUCCAGAGAACAUGGUCCUUAAAGGAGAGAUACCUUGGUCACAACAUAUGCGAGUAGAGGUCAAAACUUUCAAGACAUUCUUCGUUCAUACACCAAACAGACUAUACUAUUUGAUCGACCCGGAUGGCCACGCCCUGGAAUGGUGUAGCGCUAUUGAGGAGAUGUACAGGCAUACAUUCGAGACCAAUCAGAAGCAAGAAUAAGAAAACCAUGACCCCCCAUACCCUACUGGGUGGAUUGGUGGCAAGAAGGGGUUAGGGCGACCAGCAACAAAGCUUACAGUAGAAAAAAAACCUUGCAGGACAUAAAAUCUCUCUGAUGUCAUUGACUGUCGUAGAUGUAUGUGUGUGUGAGCAAGCAGAAUCUGUACCCCUCCUGUGUAUGCUGUUGGGUCUAGGCUAAGCAGAGGUCGCCAUAAUCAUAGUUAUAAAAGUAAUAAGAAGUAAAUAUUAUCCAAAUCAUUCUCAAGUGUUUUUGUUUGUUUUUGAGGUGAGAUCUGAUUUUGUGCGGAUUCAGCGCUCGAAUCCUCCAGGAGUGCGUUUUCACGAUCGUAGCCUGUAACUGUUUUGGUUGAAUUGACCACUGGCUAAUCACUGCACAAUGGCAGAAACGGUUCUCUUGGUUACGACCAGCACGUGAGAGAUUUUUAUUGUCGGCAAAACAUUUGUGCUCUACUGUGUGAGUACUUUGCAUCCCAUGUGAGGACAUUGUUUGAGUGUCCACAUCUUGGACAGGUCUUGCUGUAACAGCCAAAAGAGAUAAAAAUUGCUGUACUGCAGUAACAAUAAACCGGUCCUAUGUAUGCUAUUUAAAUUUAUGCAUGCAUACAGACACUAUUGGUUGGCAAAGACUAUAGAGAUGUGCACUUGACAGACGCACAAUGGUGUCUGCGUCACGCAGCCCUUAGUCGCAUACAAAACAGCAGGUUGUUCCCUCAUUUUGCCAACCAAAAUGUUAGUGCGCACCUGCUUUGUGCAAUUUACUAGGUAGGGUGUUAUUGCAACCGUCUUACUGAGUGUGUUGUACGUCACACCAUAAGGUUUAUCGCGAUUCAGAACAGCAUGCGUUGUGGGAAGGCAUAUGGGGCAGUUUGCUAUGCGAUUUACGUUGUCAUGCAUGACUCGCACACGCAUAGUCUAUACAUUUGUGUGGGUUCAACAGCGCCCUCUCUUGAUUUUUUGCUUUUCGCGAUAAACCUUAUGAAAGGAUCUCAAGGCUGUAACCACUGUGGUUUCACUCUCAGAAACAGAAAGAUGUUUUGCAAGAGUUCUGCAGUCACGAACAUACUAUAAUUGUUGGACUAUGUACGUAAAUUUAUACCUGUAUUAAAUCCUACCAAAAUUGGAAUAAUUUUAAACAGCAGCACUUGGGGGAGUGUCAUGCUAACCUACAGGGCUUGCACGUAGAGAUAAAAGCAACUUGUUUUCAAGGUGUCUUUCUGUGACAGAAAUUUGUUUGUUUUCUACAUUCCUGCUUGUAGAGUCGAAGAACUGAACUCGGUUCUAUGAACAUCAAAGAACUGAACUCAGUUCUCUGAACAACUGAAUUCAGUUUUAUGAACAUCAAAGAACUGGACCCAGGUCUAUGAACAUCAAAGAACUGAAUCAGUUCUCUGAACAACUGAACUCAGUUCUAUAAACAUCAAAGAACUGGACCCAGUUUUAUGAACAUCAAAGAACUGGACCCAGUUCUAUGAACAACUGAACUCAGUUCUAUUAACAACUGAACGCAGUUCUAUGAACAUCAAAGAACUGAACUCAGUUCUAUGAACAACUAAACUCAGUUCUAUGAACAUCAAAGAACUGAACUCAGUUCUAUGAACAUCAAAGAACUGGACCCAGUUCUAUGAACAUCUAAGAACUGAACUCAGUUCUAUGAACAACUAAACUCAGUUCUAUGAACAUCAAAGAACUGAACUCAGUUCUAUGAACAUCAUUCUGUUGUCUGGGAUAGUAAGUUGGCAAGGAUCUUGUUCACUUCCCAGUCAUGCCAGUAGGGUGUAAUGUAUGCAUGUUGUUUUAACAAACAUUUCUGAAAGAAAAGUCUUAGUAUCAUCUCCCUCGCUAUCUCAGUCCUAGACAAUGUUCAUAGAGCAGCUACUUUGGUCACCACAAAGUUACUAAGCACUGUGCUUUAGUAGCUUAAGGUUACCAGGCUUAAUGUCAUGUGAUGCGUAUUGUUAAUGACUGCGGAUUCUUGCUUGGCAGACAAAAAAUCUAAGUAGUAGACUCAUUUAAAAUUAUCGAUAGAAUUUAAUAAGGAAAGAUAAAUCAGAAGAAAAGUAAGGUGAGAUAUUUAUUAGAAAUCGGUGGAUAACAUCUCAAAGAAUUUUUGUGUCAAGCUGUUUAUCUGUAAAUACAUGUACUUCAGAGGAGUCUUCAGUAUUGUACAGUGAAUUUUAGGGUAGUCAAAUAUAUGCAAACAAAUUGCGAACCGAAUCUACAUGUAGCGUUAAAGAGUUGAGAAAGUUUUAAAGAGGCAGGUGCAACAUUAUUACGCUCGUAGUAGAAGCUUGUGUUUGUGGCCUCUUGUCUUCAAGCCAUGAAACUGGGUACCAUACACUGUUGUGUUGGAGCUCAUUCAUCAGAAACUGCAUUUUUCAGAACCUGUCGUUGAUUUCACCAAACUCUUUCUAACUUGGGAUUAAUCUUGGGACUUGGAGCAAGUUUAGUUCUGAACCCAUCCUAAUAUAGGACGAGUUACUUGUCCCAACUGAAGAUACGAUUAAUCCUCGCGUUUGCUAGGCCAAUGAUAGGUCUUCAUUGACCUCAGUGAGGGCGCUGUUUGGGUUUGUGAUGUUAAGCAAGGGGUCUAUUGGAUUGUUUUCCUCUUUUUUUUCUUCUUCUUUUAUAUUUUAUUUUUUUUAAAUGAGUUGAAGUUUUAAAGAGUACGAGGGCUAACUUAAACUCAUGUGCGGAGAGUUGUGCAAAUUUCUUGAUUAUUAUGUUUUUUGUGGUGUGUUUUCGGCUAAGCGGUUUUUAGCAGAGUGCUAUUUCACAUUUUGACUGAUACUGUGAGAAUAGGUGAUUUAUAAGCCGAUAAUAACUUUGGGACAAUUGUGUGGUAGUAAACAUUUUUAAGUUGAAUUAUUUUGUCAUACCUAAGUUAAAAACUCAUCACAAACAAAACUCAUUAUGUUGAUUGCUAGGUUUGUGUACAAAGAGAAAAAAUAUAUAUAAAAAGAGUUAUAAAUAUUAGCGUUACUACACAAUACAUGUACAUAAUUAAACUUGUGUCAGUACUUGCAAGUUACCUGUACUUUAGACUUAAACUCCAGAAGACAAAACUGUUUGCAUUUCGUGUCUGUGUAAUAACCCAGUUUAUGCAGUGGAAGAAUUAAAAAAACUCAACCAAUAAUUAAGAAAUUGUGUGGUUUUUGAUGGUUGAAGCAAAAGAGAACCAAUCUCAAGCAAUGUUUGGGGGUUGUUUUUGAGUUCCUUUUGGGGCAAGCUUUUGCGUAGUUAUGUAAGAAACGUCGAACACCCAAACACUUUUUUGAAUGGAUGUGUAUGCCACAAUGGUACACAGGUUUGCUCAUCUGGAGAUUGCUAAGCAAAGGCUUGCCCAGAACCAUUUGACAUAGCAACUGUCUCUACAGUCUGAGGAAUUAAAAUGUAAGCGGUACAUUGUGACUAAGCAAGUCAUUGUACUUGACACUAUUCAAAUCUAGCUCGCAAAAUGGCUUAUUGGAAUAAGGGGAAAUGAUUUCUUGUGUAAGUUUUGCCCCCAAGUAUGCAAAAUCAGUUUAUUCCAGGCUCUUACAAUCAAAAUACACAUAUGAAGAAGAAAAAAUCAAGUUAAGACCUAAUCAACAGAGAGAGAGAUGUAAUUUGAAAUCAUUGUAUUCAUUGUAACUGGGAAAGUAAAGAAUGGAAUCUCCUCUGGUGAGAGCCUCAACUUAGAAUAACAUUAUGAGAGUCUCUAGAGGGCAGGAUCUAACUUCUUGGAGCUGCUUAGCGACCAAUUUUUGGCUUACUGUGUGUUUUUCAUUUCAUAACAAGAAGGCAUGCUAACCUUCCCGUGCUUACUUUACGAAAAUGAAUGACAUCACAAUCUAUGGUGAAUGCACAAGGUGGAUGCUAAUAACCUGUAAAAUCGCUUACACCUUAGCAAAUUUUUCUGCUUAAGUAAAAUUUGCUUACCAUUGAGUAGCGCUAUAAAAUUAGGCCAAGACAUGUGGACCUUUGAAAAAACUUGAGGCUUUCCCUUUUAAACACACA
Molecule: messenger RNA, 6166 nt
Organism: Asterias rubens (European starfish)
Lineage: Eukaryota; Metazoa; Echinodermata; Asteroidea; Forcipulatida; Asteriidae
Product: 3-phosphoinositide-dependent protein kinase 1-like
Exons: 14
Coding region: 251-2149 (632 amino acids)
Biological process (GO): peptidyl-serine phosphorylation; intracellular signal transduction
Molecular function (GO): ATP binding; protein serine/threonine kinase activity
Source: RefSeq, a predicted model, not a curated record